UUCAAUACUGUUAUCAUGUGUAAAGGAGACGAAUUCGACGGCCCAAGUAUCUUAGACUUACUUGAGAUGGCAAUAAACGACUUGGUUGUCGAGGGACGUCUGGAGGAAGAAAAACUGGACAGUUUCAAUGUUCCAAUCUAUACGCCUUCAGUAGAAGAAGUCAGGCACAUAAUUGAGGAGGAAGGUUCUUUUGAAAUUGUAUGCCUGGAGACGUUUAAGCUCCGUCAUGAUGCUGGCUUCUCCAUUGAUGAUAACCAGUUAGGAUCCCAUUCCCAGGUACACUUCUGCGAUGAACAUGUUAGAGCAGCCCAUGUGGCAUCAAUGGUUAGAGCAGUUUCCGAACCUAUCCUAGCAAGCCAUUUUGGAGAAGCUAUUAUACCCGACUUAUUCCACAGGUUUGCCAAGAAUGCAGCAAAGCUUCUCCCAUAGGCAAAGGCUUCUUUAAUAAUCUCAUCAUUUCUCUCGCCAAGAAACCACACAAGUCAGACAU
Molecule: messenger RNA, 490 nt
Organism: Coffea eugenioides
Lineage: Eukaryota; Viridiplantae; Streptophyta; Magnoliopsida; Gentianales; Rubiaceae
Product: probable caffeine synthase 3
Exons: 2
Coding region: 16-429 (137 amino acids)
Biological process (GO): methylation
Molecular function (GO): S-adenosylmethionine-dependent methyltransferase activity
Source: RefSeq, a predicted model, not a curated record